UUGAGUCAGAAAAGUAAUACAGACAUUGACCAUUGAAAGUGAGUUUUGGAGAAAAAUGGUGAGCCAUUACAAUCGCAAAAAGAAGAAGGAUGCAGUAUUCUUGAAUGUUAAACCGAUAAUGAGCAGUACUAUUGCUGUUCGGAAGUAUUCCAACGGUAUUAUGGACCAAAUGCACAAUGGAUUUGGAAAACAGGUUUACCAAAUGAGUAACAAUCGUCCAUCCAUUGCGACCAUUAGUUCGACAAAUCAGCACUUCAUACCAAAUAUCUUUUAUCAAAAUGUUGCUCCAUUAAAGUGGUUCAUGCUUAUGAUUGGCGUACUACCAAUGAUGCGUACGGGCCCGGGAACCACAAGGUUUACAAUGCGCUCGCUUCCGUUUGGCUAUUGUUUGGUGGUAUUCAUAUGUUUAUCGAUAUAUGUGGCCUACGUCACAAAUCAGCGGAUUAUGAUUGUCACCUCGUUGAGUGGACCGUUUGAAGAGGCCGUAAUUGCAUAUCUGUUUCUUGUCAAUCUGUUGCCAAUAUUGUCGGUUCCGAUUAUGUGGUGGGAAACAAGAAAAAUUUGUACUCUUUUUAAUGACUGGGACGACUUUGAGAUUUUGUAUUAUCAAAUAUCUGGACAUAGUGUCCCGCUCAAUCUCCGUCGGCGUGCCCAGAACAUUGCAAUAGUAUUGCCCGUUCUGUCAAUACUGUCGGUUGUUGUAACUCACAUUACCAUGGCCGAUUUCAACCUCGUACAGGUUAUCCCUUACUGUAUUCUGGACAAUUUAACAGCUAUGCUGGGGGCUUGGUGGUACUUAAUAUGUGAGGCUCUCAGUAAUACCGCUUACAUUUUGGCAGAACGCUUUCAAAAGGCCUUGAGACAUAUUGGACCGGCUGCAAUGGUGGCUGACCAUCGGGCCCUCUGGUUGCGCCUUAGUAAAUUGACCCGUGAUACUGGAACGGCAACCUGCUAUACUUUUACUUUCCUAAAUUUAUAUUUAUUCUUCAUCAUCACUUUGUCAAUUUAUGGAUUGAUGUCCCAAUUAUCCGAGGGGUUUGGUGUCAAGGACAUUGGUUUGGCUAUUACCGCCUUGUGGAAUAUUUGCUUGCUAUUCUUUAUCUGCGAUCAGGCGCACAACGCAUCGUUUAAUGUGCGAACGAAUUUCCAGAAAAAACUGUUGAUGGUGGAGCUAAAUUGGAUGAAUUCUGACGCACAGACGGAAAUUAACAUGUUUUUGCGGGCCACUGAAAUGAAUCCGUCAAAUAUAAAUUGUGGUGGAUUUUUUGAUGUCAAUCGCAAUCUUUUCAAGGGGCUUCUCACAACUAUGGUGACAUAUCUGGUAGUGUUGUUGCAGUUCCAAAUCAGCAUCCCCAAUGUUAUACCUAAUUCCAAUCCAAAUAUGACUUUAAUCGAAGCCAUCACAAUGAUGAUGUCUGGCGAGGAUUACAGUGGAGAAAAUGAUGAUGUUACAACCACAACAAUGAUGACUACGCGAGCAACAACGACAGCGCGAACACCUGCACGAGGUCGAAAUGGCUGAGUUAUCUGGAUGUGGCUUUGUAAUCAAUGUCUUUGUAACUUUUAUUCACAUAUUGGUAUUCAAAUAUAAAAUAAACACAUAGAUGCAUUCUAA
This is a messenger RNA of Stomoxys calcitrans (stable fly), 1615 nucleotides long. It is a transcript of the gene Gr63a, whose product is annotated as gustatory and odorant receptor 63a. Bases 56 to 1522 code for a protein of 488 amino acids. Gene Ontology annotation, molecular function: sweet taste receptor activity. The transcript has 7 exons. NCBI's taxonomy places the organism in Eukaryota, Metazoa, Arthropoda, Insecta, Diptera, Muscidae. Gene Ontology annotation, biological process: sensory perception of taste. The record is from RefSeq and is a predicted model, not a curated record. Gene Ontology annotation, cellular component: neuronal cell body; membrane; axon.